CAUCACAGGGAUCAAUACAUAAACUAGCAAUGGCUCGUUUUGUUAGUUAUCUAAUACUUAUCCUGUUAAUGUCAUCAGAGUUAAUUAAAAUUACGUCUGUCACUUCUGUAUGCGAAUUGGUAUUCCAGUACUUCCCUGACUGCAUGGAUUUUCUCUCAGGCAAAUACUAUAAACCAUCAAAGCGAUGUUGCCUGCACAUUUUCAAACUCAAUUUAAUAGCUAGGCAUGGAAUUGGACCAAAGUGGAUUUGCUGGUGCAUUGAACUCAUGGUGACAGGUUGGCCGAUGAAUGCUACCCGAAUCCAGGAACUUCCAGUCAAGUGUCACACACGUCUCAGUUUCCCCAUUUCUGAAAGGAUGGACUGCAAUAAGUAGGGCAUAGAUUUGAAAGGAUCAAGCAGCUCUGUUGACAGAGAUGCUAUUAUAAAAUAUGUAUAGUUUGAUUUAUGUUUAAGCUACAUGCCUAAUCCGAAGGAUAUGGAAAAUGUCUGAUACUCUGCAUGUCCCAGCUUCCAGAAACAGCUUAUAUAGUAGAAUCAAGAUUCAAGUAUUUCGAACUCUAAUAAAAAUAGGAAUUUAAAUUCUGUAUACCAAAAACAAUUAACCACUAAGAAAGUUAUUCCACAA
This is a messenger RNA of Ricinus communis (castor bean), 626 nucleotides long. RefSeq names its product non-specific lipid-transfer protein 13-like. Gene Ontology annotation, cellular component: membrane. Bases 30 to 374 code for a protein of 114 amino acids. Lineage: Eukaryota; Viridiplantae; Streptophyta; Magnoliopsida; Malpighiales; Euphorbiaceae. The record is from RefSeq and is a predicted model, not a curated record. The transcript has 2 exons. Gene Ontology annotation, biological process: lipid transport. Gene Ontology annotation, molecular function: lipid binding.